AUGCCGUCGGCUAGCAUUUUGUUAGGUUGUGGCAGUUCACGUCUCCUCGCCCUCCGCAUUUGUCACGCUGCUGUCCUCUCCGACUCACAGUCCGUGUCGAUACGCUCCUGGGACGCGCGAGUGCUCGAAGCCAAUCAACGCUGUCCCCACUCUGAUCGGCUGGCGGACGUGGAGACAACAAAGGGCGCACACACGCGCGGACAACACCCCGAGGGCGGACAAAAACAAACAGCUUGCUUGGAGCGCGCUCGGGGCGACUGUCUACAGAGCCCUUGUGUACGCACUUCUACAGGCAGUAAAUGUUGUCCAACUCAAACCGUCUUCCCUAACUUUUGAUUGGGAAUCUUUAUCUUGUCGACCACAUAAACUACAACAGUUGGUGACCCCUUUGCGAACAGCAAUCUUUCUUCCUAAUCUACGGUAAAGCCAGGCGUUGAUCAUGGACAACUUUCUACCGGAAGUGCAGCAUAUUUUGGCACCCGCCUCCGGCAUUCUUUCGGCAACGCAACUUACUCAGAUGGUUGAUCGUCUUAUGGAGAUGCACGGCUUUUCCAAGCCGUCACUUUCAACUCGCUCUCUCUCAACUCCCUCAACUCAUCCUACGUCUCUCCUUUUACAUGUGGAGAUCGAGCUCAGCAGGCUGGCGGGUGAUAUAGCUUCAUUCCAGAAGCAGACAGUCUCCCCCUCAUUUCGGAGCCAAUCAAAGUCGUUAACCCCGCAUCCCCAUUCUUCACAUUCAACCCGUCCAAACGCAGCUGCCAUCUGCUGGUAGCACACCACCUUUGGUGUUAAAGCACGUCGCUGCAUCUCUCCCUGCUCCUUCACCUCCAAGCGGAGCAAACGGGUGAAACUGGUCAGCACGAAGAUCAGUGCGGCCAAUCAUCCCGACAUCUCUUCCGGCUCUGGUCGCACCUUCUAUGUUUGCGACACUGCGACUCGCAGACGUUUCCUGGUGGACACUGGAGCCCAAAUCAACGUUGUUCCCCCAACUGCAGCUGAUCGCCGUUUUCCUAGCCCAGGUCUUCAUCUCCAAGCUGUCAACUGUUCCCAAAUGCCCACUUUUGGCAGUCUGUCCCUCAUCGUGAGCAUUGGCCUUCGUCGGUCAUUCACUUGGAUCUUUGUGAUUGCUGAUGUCCCUCAUGCAAUCCUCGGCUCGGACCUUCUUGCCGAGUUUGAUCUUCUUGUUGACUGUCGACGUGCCCGUCUUCUCGACCACACAACCGGUAUGUUUGUUCGUUGACUAACGCCCUUUACAACCCCCACAAACUUAUCCGUUUUGGAUACGGAUAUUGCUAGUCCUUUUCAGGCAAAUGCUUCUUAGUCACCCCAAAAUAAUUAACCCCCAGUUUCGCAGUGGUGAGGUUCAACAUGAUGUUGUGCACCAUAUCCGCACCUCAGGUCCUCCCGUGUUUGCUCGACCGAGACGACUAGCACCGGAGCGUUUUCAGGCCGCGAAGGCGGAGUUUGAACACAUGCUGCAACUGGAAAUAAUUCGACCGUCCGAGAGCCCGUGGGCGUCCCCACUGCACAUGGUGCCCAAGGUGACAUCAGGCGACUGGCGACCCUCUGGCGACUAUUGUGCCCUCAACAGCGCUACCAUUCCUGGUCGGUGUCCCGUGCCUCAUCUUCAGGACUUUGCUGGAGCCCUUUUCGGCAAAGCGGUUUUCUCGAAGAUUGAUCUGGUGCGUGCCUUUCAUCAGAUUCCAGUCGCCCAUGAGGACAUCCCUAAAACCGCCGUCACCACACCCUUCGGUCUCUUUGAGUUCGGCCGCAUGCCGUUUGGUCUACGUAAUGCUGCCCAAACGUUCCAGAGGUUCAUCGACCAUGUCUUUCGUGGACUACCCUUUGUGUACGCCUACACUGAUGACCUCUUGGUGGCCAGCCGGAAUGAAGAAGAACACAAAGAGCACAUUGCCUUGGUGUUUGACCGCCUUGACAAGUUUGGCGUUGUCAUCAACCCCUCCAAGUGCGUGUUGGGUGUGCCAUCCCUCGAUUUCCUCGGCCAUCAGGUCGACUCUGAAGGUUUGCGUCCUCUGCCCACCAAGGUUGAAGCAGUUCGUAGUUUUCCCCCUCCAACUUCCAAGCGACAGUUGCAGCGAUUCCUCGUCAUGGUCAGUUUUUAUCGCCGGUUCCUACAGAACUGUGCCGACCUCAUGCUGCCGCUCACCAACAUGCUUUCUGGUCCCAAUCGAUGA
Molecule: messenger RNA, 2195 nt
Organism: Spirometra erinaceieuropaei
Lineage: Eukaryota; Metazoa; Platyhelminthes; Cestoda; Diphyllobothriidea; Diphyllobothriidae
Source: the annotation of a GenBank genome assembly